UGAAUUAGAGUUUCACCAGUGAAGGGCUUGCAAAGUCCAAGGUUUGCAGCGCACCCUUGGUAAUCACCGGGCCACAGGUGAGCCGUUAUCGGCUACCGUUAAGAACCGUUACCAUUCCUGGGAUUUCCCAGCCUGGUGGAGCAUCUGACUGGUGAGUGUGCCAGCUGGCCUGUGUGACCCAGCUCCUGCUCUGCCUGGCUUCUCUCUCCUGGGAAGAUGUUCCUGGUGGGCCUAACAGGAGGCAUUGCCUCAGGCAAGAGCUCCGUCAUCCAGGUGUUCCAGCAGCUGGGCUGCGCUGUGAUUGACGUGGACGUCAUUGCCCGGCACGUUGUCCAGCCAGGGUAUCCUGCCCACCGGCGUAUAGUGGAGGCCUUUGGCACUGAAGUCUUGCUGGAGAAUGGCGACAUUGACCGCAAGGCCCUUGGAGACCUGAUCUUCAACCAGCCUGACCGUCGGCAGCUGCUCAACUCCAUCACCCACCCUGAGAUCCGCAAGGAGAUGAUGAAGGAGACCUUCAAGUACUUUCUCCGAGGGUAUCGCUAUGUGAUUCUGGACAUCCCCCUGCUGUUUGAGACCCAGAAGCUGCUCAAGUACAUGAAGCACACAGUGGUGGUGUACUGUGACCGCGAUACACAGCUGGCACGGCUGAUGAAGCGGAACAACCUGAACCGGGAGGAUGCCGAGGCGAGGAUCAAUGCCCAGCUGCCCCUGAAGGACAAGGCCCGCAUGGCCAGCCACGUCCUAGACAACUCGGGCGAGUGGAGCCUCACCAGACGCCAGGUCAUCCUCCUGCAUGCCAAGCUGGAACGCUCCAUGGAGUAUCUGCCGCUUAGGCUCGGGUUCCUGACGGGCCUCGCAGGCAUCGCCAGCCUCCUCUACCUGCUCACCCGUUACCUUCUCCCUUCCCCCUAGCUGGGUACACCCAGGCAGCAAGCCUUAGGCCUCCUUCUCUUGAGGCCUAAGUUUGGUACCAUGUCCACAACACUACACUCUCUCUGACUCUGAGACUGGCCUCUGUGGUGGGCCAGCUCUGGAGUGUAACCAGUCUGGGACUCAGCAAAAGAAGCCCACUGACAGUAUGUACCUCUUCCUCCCCCACCCCCAUUCUCCCCAGAGCCCUGCCAUCCCCAACUACCACCUGCAGAACAAUAUCCAUGGUGGCAGGAAAACAGCAGUUAGCAGUCUCUGUGGCUCUCCCCACGGUUACGACUAUGUAGCCAAAAGUGUCUUGGGCUUGAAUGUCUCAGAGCAUCUGCCCCAUCAUGGCUACAAACUUCCUAGUGGACCACAGCAAAUCCCUCCAGACUCCAGGCCUUCAACAGCACUCUCUCCUGGGUGCCGUGGGAGUCUCCUCCUGGGCGUGCUGUGCCUGGGUGAGGCAGAGCCCUCUGGAGAAACCCAGCUGCUUACAGAGCUACCCUCGGCCACUCCCUUCCCGACUCUGCCUCUGAGCCCUGUGCUCUUGGCGUUCCCCCAAUGCUCUCUUACCUCUGUGCCUUCCCCUGAGUGCUCCCUGCCCGCAGUAUCUUAUCCCUGGCUGCCCCAGGUCAGGCACCAGCAGCCCCAGACUGAGUUAGGUGCUGUAAAGAUCACCUACUGUUUCAUCUUAAUCCACAAUAGGAUAAUCUGUAAACUGGUUGGGUUCUCCCAGACUGUACGCCUCUAGAUGGCAGGGCUGAUUCAUCACCACUCUCGUGUACUGCAGCCUGCUCUCCACUGGUGCUCAAUAAAUUGAAUUGAUCUGAAAUGUC
This is a messenger RNA of Grammomys surdaster, 1751 nucleotides long. It is a transcript of the gene Dcakd, whose product is annotated as dephospho-CoA kinase domain containing. The record is from RefSeq and is a predicted model, not a curated record. NCBI's taxonomy places the organism in Eukaryota, Metazoa, Chordata, Mammalia, Rodentia, Muridae. Gene Ontology annotation, molecular function: dephospho-CoA kinase activity; ATP binding. The transcript is spliced from 5 exons. Gene Ontology annotation, biological process: coenzyme A biosynthetic process. The coding region runs from base 217 to 912 and encodes 231 amino acids.